This is a messenger RNA of Etheostoma spectabile (orangethroat darter), 5974 nucleotides long. RefSeq names its product alpha-1,3-mannosyl-glycoprotein 4-beta-N-acetylglucosaminyltransferase C. NCBI's taxonomy places the organism in Eukaryota, Metazoa, Chordata, Actinopteri, Perciformes, Percidae. Gene Ontology annotation, molecular function: acetylglucosaminyltransferase activity. The record is from RefSeq and is a predicted model, not a curated record. Gene Ontology annotation, biological process: protein N-linked glycosylation.
CACACUGCAUUGAGACCUGGACAUUUGAAGUCCAAGUGCCUAUAGAUCUUAAUGGAAUGCAGCCGGAUACAUUAUUAAUGAGUUAAGCCUGGAAGACCCCUGCCACUUUGAUGUGUGAGCACACCCACCAAUAAUGGCCCAUAGGAUACGCAGUGGAAAUCCCAGUGAGAGCUUGUACAGCAUGAGGCUGGUGUGGAAAUCCCUGGACAAGAUGAGGUGUCUGCGGAAACGCUCCACUAUUCCCUUCCUCGGUUUCCUCAUCACCUUCCUCCUGUUCCUGAACCUCUACAUUGAAGAUGGCUACGUGCUGGAAGGGGAUAAAAGGCAGCUAAGGGAAACAUCCGUCCACCCUUCAAGCUCAGAGCGAUACGUUCACACCUUCAGAGACCUGAGUAACUUCUCUGGAAGCAUUAAUGUCACUUAUCGUUACCUCGCCGGAACCCCACUGAACCGCAAGAAGUAUCUUACCAUUGGACUUUCAUCAGUCAAACGAAAAAGAGGAAACUACCUACUGGAGACGAUCAAAUCCAUCUUUGAUCAGUCCAGUUACGAGGAACUCAAAGAGAUUGUGGUUGUGGUGCACCUGGCAGACUUUGACCUGGUCUGGUGUGAGAACCUGGUUCAGGAAAUCACCAGGAAGUUUGCCCACCACAUCAUAGCCGGACGCCUCCUGGUGAUCCAGGCACCAGAGGAGUACUAUCCGUCUCUGGACGGGCUAAAAAGGAACUACAACGACCCAGAGGACCGGGUCCGUUUCCGCUCCAAGCAGAACGUGGACCUAGCUUUCCUCCUCAACUUCUGCACAAACCUCUCUCACUUCUACAAUUUAGAGGACGACGUGCGCUGCUAGAACUUCCUGACGGCGCUGAAGAAGGUGAUCACCUCCAGAGAAGUUCCUACUGGGUGAUGCUGGAGUCUCCAAGCUGGGCUACAUCGGAAGCUGUACCACUCCAGAGACCUGCCCCGUCUGGCUCAUUCUCUCAUGUUCUACCAGGAGCCCUGCGACUGGCUCCUCAUCCACUUCAGGGGUCUGCUGGCCCAAGGACGUGAUCCCUUCACCUCGCUGUUCCAGCACAUGGGCUACUACUCCUCUUACAAAGGAGCAGAGAACAAGCUGAAGGACGACGACUUCGAGGAAGACUCCAUAGACAUCCCUGACAACCCUCCUGCCAGCCUCUUCACAAACAUCAACGUUUUUGAAAACUACGACGCCACCAAGGCUUACAGCACUGUUGAUGAAUAUUUCUGGGGGAAGCCGCCGUGCACGGGAGACUUUUUUGUCAUAGUCUUUAAUAAAUCUACCAAAAUUAGUAAGAUUAAGAUUGCUACUGGUUCUGACGACCGACAGAAUGACAUUCUUCACCACGGAGCUCUGGAAGUUGGUGAGAAACUAGUUGGGACUAAAAAAGGGAAGCAGUGUUCCUCUUAUAUUACAUUAGGGGAGUUUAAAAAUGGCAACAUUGAGGUUCAAGACGUAGACCACAAAAUUGCCUUCGACAUUGAGUGUGUUCGCAUUGUGGUGACAGCCAGUCAGAAAGAAUGGCUCAUUAUUAGAAGUAUUAGUUUAUGGACUACACAACCCCCCAGCCAAUAAGGACUACACAUAAAGACUCUUAGUAUGUCAUAGAGGCAAAGGUUUUAUUAUCAUUAUUUACUAAUGUAUAUAUUUCCAGGUUUAUUUAUUCAUUUUGUAUGUAUUUAUUUAUACUAAUUUUGAUUGCCAACUCAAUCUAUACUUUUUAUACCUGCAAGUUGUAACCUUAGUAGAGCAUCUUCCAAGUCAUUCGGAUGAGCUGUCCAGCUGACCUCAGAGUAUUCAUGAACGUUUGUUUUCUUUCUUUCUUUCUUUCUUUCUUUCUUUCUUUCAGAUUUUGAUAGCUGUCCUUAACAUAGGGCUGAGCGAUAAUUCAGGGUUGCGUUUUACCAACUUUAAGUUAUAUUAUGACAUUCUUCUGUACAAAUCCUGUGAAAAGACCAACACCAACAAUAAGUCGAUUGCACUAAUAAGUAGUGCCAUGUAGCCAAAGUCUGAUACAUCUCUUCACUAUGUGCCAUUGACCUCCAUGGUUGUCCAUAAUCAGUGAGCCAUACUGUUUUACUGGAUGAGAUGUUACUUAGUCAAUCCGUCAUACAACGUCAUGCUUCUGUACUCUAAAUCAGUGGUCCUCAGAAUGUAUCCCCUUUUGAAAUAUAUGAGUAGUGACUCACCAUAACCCUAAACAGGUCAAAACAUUUUACUUAGAAAAAGCUAUUAUAAAAACGUACAGUGCUGUGCCUGUUUAGGCUAAACAACGACAUAGUAGCUGAAAAACACUUAAAUGCUAGCUUACAAUUCAAAUGUUUAGAAUCCAUCACUGAAUCAUCAUUAUUAUAAAAUAAUUAUUUCAGUAACUAUGCAUACAAAAAUCUCACAUACCCCCUGUCGUACUCCAUAUUACCCCGAGGGGUACUACAACCCCAAAUUGAGAAUCACUAAGCACCAAAUGUGUAUUAAUCUGCGGCUGAAAACAGAUCUAGACUGGGUAGGGAAGUCAGAAAGUACUUAGAGAUGGACUUACACUUUUUUUUUUUUGGCUUUUCAUGGGAUUUGUUGGCAUGACUAAUAUAUAGAAUCACACCAGCCUUAUCUUUCAAUGGUUCUAAGCAAAAUGGAGUUAGGGUUUAAAGCAUUUUGUCUGGUCUAAAGGAUAUUAGUGGAACAUGUCUCAUUGCAAUGAACACCAAUUUGAUCAUUUCAAAUCAUAAUAUAUACGUAUUAAUAUACCAAUAUCAUAUUAUUAAUUUCAACCAUAUCGCUCAGCCCUACAGAGCACCCUGAAAACAUAUCUGUAAGUCAUUCGUGGACGAUGCAUUAUUUAUGAAUGUUAUGGAAGGCUCUAAAGAAAGGUGCUUCAAGGGAGAUAUGAAGACAAAUCUCACUUGCAGAACAGCGUACUACUGAUUUAAUACAGUUCGACCAUAGUAUUAUGAACCACUAAUUGUCAAUAAAUGUCGGGAAAGGAUAGUUAUUAGAACGUGUCACUAAAUACUUUUUAGAAACAGGUUCUCCUUGAAAAUAUCGUCCAAUUAAAGCUAUUGUGUCUUCUACAAUUUUUCAUGACCGAUAUCAAGCCUGCAAGUGUAGCCCUGGGAUUUCUCUCUGACAAUGUCCCCAUUUAGCCCUUAAUUAUUUUUACAGUUUGAAACCCCAUCAGGACAAGUAUCAGAGGUCAUUGUUGCCUUGAAUAUUCAUCAUGUCACAGCUUACGUUUUCAGCUUCAGACAUUCUUUCCCUAAUUUAGGGAAGUGGGCUGAGCUCUUUUACUGGCGCUGUAUGUUCCGUCAGGGCUGCUGACAGGAGAACAAUGUUUGUUUUCACCCAUCUUCUCCAAGAGCUGAGAUUAGAUUGCACAGUGAAGAAUAGGCCAGGUCUGCUCUUAGGUCUCUCUCUUUUUUUCCACCACAGCACAAUUUUCCCCCAGUAAAUUGGUCUGUUUGCCUCCCUCUCUACAACAGCAAAACAACAUCUCCCCUGAAGCUAUAGGAUCUCAAUUCGCUCUUUUCCCAAUGUUGCGCUCUCACAACUCCAAUGUUUCUGCUCGUACACGGUUGCCUCUCUGUGAUCUUUGCUCUCGCUUCAUGCAGUCUGCUGCUGCUUUGGGGAAACUUUCUUGUAUUUCCUUUGAAGAUCCUUUUCAAAUUCCCCACCAUUGCUUCAUGUUCUUAAACAGCAAACAUUUGCAAGAAUUAACGCUGUACAUGUAAACUGAUAAUCGGCGUGAUGUUCGAAGCAAUUCAGAGCCGCGCUUCAAAAGUAACCCUGUCAUUUCCCACGUUCAUGUAAUUAGGAGCCGACAGUGAGCAACGUUCAGCGACAGAUUUGUUUCUACAUUGAAAAGGCAUCACUCAACAAUGCAAUAAAGAGGUAAAUGUUUACAUAACACUGACAUUCUUUAGGAACAUGAGGUGAAAGCAGAUCGUUAUUAAGCAUGUGGCGACGGUUUUGCAACGCUUUGUUCCACUGUUGCAGUAGCCAGCUGUUCAGUGUUUUCCCUCAAGGUCUUGUUCAGUGUCACAGAUCGAGACCUUUCGUAGAUUAGCUUGUACCGCCACCUCGAAAUCCUUCCUCAACAAAUCCCCCAUGUGCCAUCUGAAAUGGAAUUAGAAUGCCCACCAACACAAUGUAGCUUAUUGUUUUUCUUCAGCAUUUCCCUUGAAAAGUCGCUAUUCAUUUUGGUGAAUGAUUCUGUGACCUGCGUGGAUCAGCUCCUUGGAGGGGGAUCUUGUUUGAAUGGAUGAUGCUCGGAAACACAAUUUACAUUGUGCUGCGCGUGUGGUAUUCUUUGUGACGCACACCAUGGUGCCAGUUCAGCCUAGUAUUACCUGCUUAUGAGCUAUAAACACAUGAUAUCACCGCAGGGCAGUUAGCUGUUUUACAAGUGUAAUGGAUAGCUUUGAUACGCCUCAUGCCCAAAUAGAGCAAAUGUGUUGUUAAGCCCAUAAGUUAAGUUGAUAUAUUCGGAGAAGAAAUUGCUGUCUGAUCUCUAUUUGAAAUAAGAUGCCAGCUAAAACUAGCUGCACGAUGCAGGUUUAUGGACAGAUUUACAUCUUGGGGGUAACAACAAAAGCUGCAUAAAUUCCUCAACUGGAUGUCAGCAAACAGCUGAGCACAGCAUCCUUUUGCUAUUGGCAGCCUGUUUGUAAACCUCAAUCCAUACUAGGGCCUUGAGUGAGAAUCAGUUAUACUUUAGGCCAGUGAUGGAGUACUCAAAUCCUGGACUUGGAUUCAAAUCCAACUUGAAUCGCCAUGCUCUGGACUUGUGACUUGACUUGGACCCACGCACUGAUGACUUGGACUCAAGGAUUUAUGUUACUGGAUUUAAACAUUCAUGAAAUAGGAUUCAGAUAAAGGAUAAAGUUUCUGACUACUUUGAUGUGUAAUAGGCAGUGACGGAGUACUCGAGUCCUGGACUUGACUCUGACUCAAGUCGCUUUUCUCUGGACUUGUGACUCGACUCGGAGUCAAACACAGGUAAUGGUGAAUUGGCUUGGCCUCGACCUCUUCUUUGGACUCAGACUUAGACUCAGACUCUUCGGUGACUUGGACUUGGGGACUCAAGACUUGACUCGGACUUGACAGUUGGUAACUCAACUACAACACUGCUUUAGGCUAUAUUUCACUUAAUACUAAAUUAAAAUUGUAAGUUGUCAAGAACUAAACACCAACUACAUCGGCAGAUCUCUGUGAGAAAAAGGGCAGGUGUUUGGGACAAACUUGCAGUCUAAGUUUGUUCAAUUACAUUGUCUUUGAGGGUCCAAUCCCCAAAGCUUCAACCAAGUGAUGAAUGUGAAUAUGAUGCGUGGAUCCUGAGUUAUUUGAAAUGUGAGCUGUCUUCCAGUGGAGCAUGUACAAAGUGCAUGAACAAAAUGAUUUUUCAGUGGAUAAAACAACUCCUUUUAUACGUCAGGAUCUAUGAGUUAUUGUUCAGCUUCUGCUAAUGAAAUUGUACUGGGUUUGUACGUAGAAGCCUACCGAUACUACCUUACAACAGGUUUGGAGUUCACAUGUGCUGUAUAUUGUAAGGUGGAGCGAGUGUGUUAAGAUGUUGUUUCUGUGUCUGUUUUACUUUCCAAUGUUCUCUAAAUGGUACUGUAUUGUAAGAUGACAUAUAUAUUUUUACACGUAUCAUUUCAAAUGUUGUAUUGUAUAUACUGUAUUUAAAAUGAAAUCAGAUUAAACGAAUGAAUGCCAACUUUGUGGUGCAUUGUCUGCUGAGACACAGAGAGCAGUGUGUGAGAGAGCACAACAUAUUGAAUAUGUGUCUGCAGCGUCAGGGCUUGACUAUUGGUUUGAAGGAAAGUAUUGGUUUGUUUUGCUUGAGAAAAACAAAACAAUAUUUACAUGACCCUGAAUCAAAAAUGUAGUCCCUCUGUCUUUGAUUGAACAUGUCUUGUUUCACUGUUGAAAUGUUAAUGAAUAAAAGUAGAAAAUACA